Messenger RNA from Punica granatum (pomegranate), 2018 nucleotides. The record is from RefSeq and is a predicted model, not a curated record. NCBI's taxonomy places the organism in Eukaryota, Viridiplantae, Streptophyta, Magnoliopsida, Myrtales, Lythraceae.
ACAGUCCGAUGAUAUUGUCUUCUUGUCUCAGAUUUCUCUCUCUCCCUCUCUCUCUCUCUCACUUGCAUACUCUGUUAGGGUGCAUGAGCUGAGCUUCGAGUUAGGGUUUCAUCGAUUUGCUCCCCACUGAACUUUACUUUACUUCCUCUCGCUCGAUCCACUGCUGAAGUUUCCAAAUUGGUCGCAAUUUCACCUUCAUUUCGGUCCUAAAACCCUAAGGAUCAGCUGGAUUUCUUAUGUUCGCUCAGCAUUCAUCAUGGGUCCUACGUCUUCAGGUAAUUUUCCUAUCAAGUGAACCAUCUGCUGAUUCCAUUGCUGUAUGUUGUGGAGCUUGAUCCUGCAGUAUAGGUGGUAAAACCAUGGAUCAUCUUCAAACCAUUUCUCGUCUCAAGGGUUUUAUGUGCCAUCAGUUAUUGAUAUUGAUCAUCUUGCUAUCUAGAAUUCAAGAUUCAGUUUCAUUGGAAAGGCAUAUUGGGCUAAGCCGUAAAAUCUCGACAACUGAGUUAGCUACGCCACCCACCAGCGGGACCUUUUACCCGAUAGAAAUUUCUCCCUCUGUUAUCCCGCAUUUCCCUGUCCAGAAUGAAUCUUCAUCACCAUUGUACCCGAAUUUCCCUCCAACUUAUGAACCAGUUCUAACUGGGAAAUGCCCUGUAAAUUUCUCUGCCGUCUCAGAUAUAUUGACGAAGACAGCCUCCGAUUGCUCUGUUGUCCUUGCCCCACUUGUAGGAAAUGUUAUAUGCUGCCCUCAGUUCAAUAGCCUAGUCCAUAUAUUCCAGGGCUUUUACAGCAGCUCUUCAGAUAAGCUGGUAGUUCAGAAUGCAGUUGCUGGUGAUUGUUUUUCCGACAUUGUGAGUAUAUUAGUAAGCAGGGGAGCAAACGGUACGAUUCCUGCUCUUUGCUCCGUCAAGUCCUCAAACCUCACCGGUGGGUCCUGUCCUGUGAAUGAUGUGACAACCUUUGAAAAGACAGUGAACACAAGCAAGUUGCUUGAUGCCUGUGGCUCUAUAGAUCCUCUUAAGGAGUGCUGCAGACCAGUCUGUCAACCUGCUAUUGCUGAGGCUGCCCUUAGGAUCUCCGGAGGGCAGUUAGGUAUUAAUGAAAACAAGGAUGUUUUGCCUCAAUCUAACAAUCACGUUGAUGUUCUAAAUGAUUGUAAAGGGGUGGUUUAUUCGUACAUCUCGCGGAAGCUCUCAUCAGAUGAUGCUAAUACUGCCUUCCGAAUAUUGUCUUCAUGCAAGGUCAACAAAGUUUGCCCACUGGAACUCAAGCAACCCACAGAAGUAAUCAAUGCAUGCAGAAAUGUGGCUGCUCCCAGCCCUUUCUGCUGCAGCUCGCUCAAUUCCUACAUCUUGGGGAUCCAAAAACAAAUGCUAAUUACAAACAAACAAGCAAUAAUCUGUGCCGCAUUGUUUGGCUCAAUGCUUCGGAAAGGAGGGGUUAUGGCAAAUGUUUAUGAGCUCUGUGAUGUUGAUUUAAAAGACUUUAGUCUUCAAGCAUAUGGGCAGCAAGAAGCUGGUUGUCUACUCCGGAGCCAGCCUGCAGAUGUGGUUUUCGAUAAUGCAACAGGCCUUAGCUUCACCUGCGACCUAACUGACAACAUUGGAGCUCCAUGGCCUUCUUCUUCGUCAAUGCAGUCAUUGUCUCUCUGUGCGCCAGAGAUGUCACUUCCUGCGCUGCCAACCUCGGAGAAUAUGAAAAAUCUUGGUUCUCGCAGAAUCAGGUCUGAGAAGUUUAUGCCCAUUAUUUCAUUUUUUGCGUUCAGUGCACUGCUGCUGUGCUGAAGAGGGGAAGUUGUGGUGUUAGUUGCCUGAUUCUCUCUCAAUUUUCUUUAGGGGGUUUCUGUAGGGAAGAAAGUGAGUAGACAAUGGGAGUGGCUUGUCUUGGGGGGGGCCUUAUAUCCCAUUUUGUAUAUUUUCAUUUUUUUUUUCCUUUUUUUGAGUAGCCUUCUUUUGUAUAGCAAGCAUAUCCCUUUUGUUUUAUCUUCCUUGCUUCUCUCUCUGAUCGCUGUUUUGUCA